Misgurnus anguillicaudatus (oriental weatherfish) is the source of this 3017-nucleotide messenger RNA. It is a transcript of the gene rxfp3.3a1, whose product is annotated as relaxin family peptide receptor 3.3a1. Gene Ontology annotation, biological process: positive regulation of cytosolic calcium ion concentration; cell chemotaxis; calcium-mediated signaling. Gene Ontology annotation, molecular function: C-C chemokine binding; C-C chemokine receptor activity. The record is from RefSeq and is a predicted model, not a curated record. Gene Ontology annotation, cellular component: membrane; external side of plasma membrane. NCBI's taxonomy places the organism in Eukaryota, Metazoa, Chordata, Actinopteri, Cypriniformes, Cobitidae.
ACAGCGACGACGCACUGUGCUCAGUGCUAAAACAACUUGUGCGUGUUGUCUGAAGAGUCAUUAUUGUUUAAGGAUGCGUGAUAUUUGGGGGUCAGUAAGAAGGUCUCAAUAAGGUAAAUAGCCUUAAACAAUAAACCUAGUAAUUUUAUGCACAUGAAUCUCUAGUGUAAGCCUAUAUUAUUUUCGUCACGGGCAAGUUGAAGUUGUUAAAUCGGUGGAUAUGAUGGGAGACAGCAAUGAGAGCGGCGUACUGAACAGAUCCAUCAGUGAUCGAGAGCGCUUCAAAAGCUUGGAAGACAUUGAUGUGACGGCCGAUGAAAGCCUAGUGCUGAGGUUUAUAAUCUCCAUCACUUACUCCGUUGUUUGCGUCGUAGGUUUAAUCGGGAACCUGCUGGUCUUCUUCUUUAUUCGCGUGACACAAGAGACACGCAAAUCAAAAAUCAACUAUUUUAUCCUCAAUUUGGCCGUAACGGAUUUUCAGUUUGUGCUAACUUUGCCUUUCUGGGCCGCGGAUACCGCACUGGACUUCAGCUGGCCGUUUGGAGACGCCAUGUGUAAGAUCGUACUUUCGGUGACGGUGAUGAACAUGUACGCCAGUGUCUUCUUUCUGACCGCCAUGAGCGUCACUCGGUACUGGUCAGUGGCAUCGGCGCUCAAGGACAGCACCAGACAAACCAGUUGCUCCAUCAAGUGGGUCAGCGUCAUCCUCUGGUCUCUGGCUACCGUAGCCACAGCGCCAACAUCCAUCUUCUCAACAGUCAAUAACGUGGCCGGCGAAAAACUUUGUUUAUUGAGAUUCCCUGACGGACAGCACUGGUUGGCGGUCUAUCAUCUCCAGAAAAUACUGAUCGCGUUUGUUAUACCCAUGGCAAUAGUUUCAGUUAGUUACCUGCUGCUGUUGAGGCUCAUCAGACAGCGCAGCAUGAAGCAAAAUUCAAAACGACGAACGCAAGUCACAAAGUCCGUCACCAUUGUGGUGCUGUCGUUUUUUCUCUGCUGGAUGCCCAAUCAUGCCAUAACGUUUUGGGGCGUGCUGGUCAAAUUGAAUGCAGUGCACUGGGAUAAAGCUUACUAUAUCGUCCAUACCUAUGUAUUUCCAGUGACUGUGUGCUUGGCGCACGCAAACAGCUGUUUAAAUCCACUUAUUUACUGUCUCAUGAGAAAAGAGUUCAGGAAAAAAAUUAAGGACCUGUUUCUGCGGGUCUGACUGUGUUGCACUUGACUUCAUGCUCCUCAAAAGCAAAAGAAAAAGAUGGUAUUUCUAUUAACAGUACGGUGACUGUGAAAUAAUAUAACUGCUUGUGUCAUAAUGUAUUUAUGCCGCUAUAUUUCAACGUUGUAUUAUGUGUGAAACUCUUCCAAGUGUUUCCCUAUUAUUGCAGUAAAGUACAUUGCCUAUAAUAAAACCACAACAAAUUGAAUUUAGUAAAAAAAAGGGAAUGUAUUUUCCCAUUCAAUUACUGUAUGCCAUUUACUUUUGAAUGGCAAUUGAAUCUAUUACACUCUCAGAAAAAACAGGUGGUACCUUUUUAAAAGGUCCAUUUUGGUACAGAUAUGUACCUAUUAGUACAAAAGUGUACUUUUUGAAAAGGUACCGCCCCGGUGACAACUUUUGUACCUUCUUGUACCUUUAUUUCUGAGAGUGUAUAUCUGAUAUUUGUUAUACAAUUCUUUAAUUCUCAUGCAGAAUAGAAAAGUAAAUCCUCACAAACAAUUUGCAGUUAUUUUAGAUUAAAAUAAUAAUGUGACACUGUCUGUGAAAUCCAGGCUUAAUACUUUUAAUCUAAUUAUGAGUUUAGGAACAUUCAUUGAUUUCACAGUGAUGUCAAUCUUUGACAUGACCUUACUCAGUCAAUAUUAAUAGGCUAUUUACAGAAUGUCCUUUACAUUGUGUAUGAUUUAUGAAAACAGUGAAUGGAAAAAAAAACUUUAGCUGGAUUUUUACAGACUGGGUCACAAACAAUAUGGACAUUUACAAACUUUAUUUCAUUAGUAAUUGGAAUACCAACUAUCCAGUUGUAUGUCCAAUUUGUUGAUUUCCUUUUCUUUCAGUUGCGUUAUCUUUAUCUCUUCCAGGGGACCACAAUCUGGUUGUAAAUUGUAAAUGAUUAUACUCUCACCAUGUGUUUCCAUAUACGUCCCUAUCAGUUUUGUGUCAUUUCCAGUUACUGACACACACUUAUAGGCGCUUGAGAUACCACCAUCAUUUCUGUGAAUACAAAUACAUCAGGCUAUUUAGAAAUAUGUUUCAUUUUGUCAGGCAUGGCCAUAUCAGUCUGCUUGCACACAUCCAAAUAUGUUACAGUAUCUUUAAGAAAUAACAGCUUUGCGGCAUCAUGCGGUUAAUUAUCCAUAAAAAGGGCAGUUGGGUUCGUAACUGAUGUCAGUGCUUAACGUCUUGUUAAAUUUUGGUUGCUUUAAAUCACUUGCACAGAGAGCUAAUGAUGGUCAUUUGCGGGGAAAUUGAAAAUUAAAAAAAGACAGUACAUCUGUUGCUGUUUACAGUCAUACACACACAGGAAGCCUUUAAUGGAUACUCCGCUUAGAGGUGUUGUUCUUGAUGAUUUUAUGUUGGUUAUGAUACGUCACAUGGCCACGAGCAACGAUCUGGUCAAUAGUAAAUCUUUUUAUAUACAAAUAUUUUCCCACCCAAGGCCAGACCAAAGGUGGCAGUAUUCUGUAGAAAGAAAAUGAAUAUAUGCCUGUUUGCUGGUGUCAUUUUAUAUGUGGAUGAAAUGCCAUUUAAAUACUUGUUUGCAUGAUUAGGAAAAAAUGCAUGAAGGUGCUGUUUGUGUACGCAUGAUUGAUAAGAAUUUAUUAUUACUACAGAAUAACCACUGGUACUACAAAAUUUUAUUGUAACAGGUACAUUCCCUUUCAGAUGUACAGUAUAAACUUUUGUUCUCUUUAAGACCUUUCUCCAGAUUUUGACUAUACUACAGUACUGUUCUGUGUAAAUGCAGGCUACUAGUUUGCCUAUGGAUAUUUGUCAGUAUUAUAAAACUCACUGUGUUGUA